GCAAGAAGACCACCGCUCAAUAUCUCAAACAAAUUAUGACAACUGACAAGAAGGAACCACUCUUGUCCAAUUUGAAGCAAAAAAGAUGCAUCAUUUCACUUGAUGAUACGAUUGAAGUAUGCAUAGGAGAUUUUGGAUGGACUCAAUUUGUUCAAGCUAUUCUGGUCUCUCUCGCUUGGGUUUUCGAUGCUCAACAAUCAUUCAUCAGUGUCUUCACUGAUUCUCACCCCACUUGGCAUUGCAUUUCUUCAUCUUCUUCCUGUCAAAUAAACAAAAAUAUCUGUGACCUUCCAAAUGACACGUGGCAUUGGGAUAUGCCUACACGUGCAUCGAUCGUGUCUGAUUGGUCACUGGAAUGUAGUAGCUCAGUCAUCACUGGCCUCCCGGCUUCGUCUUUCUUCGUAGGUUGCCUUGUUGGUGGAUUUCUUCUAUGCACUUUAGCCGAUUCCUCUUUUGGCAGAAAAAACAUGCUAGUUUUGUCAUGCCUUAUAAUGUCCAUUACGGGCUGCAUUACUGCGUUUUCUACUAAUAUAUGGAUGUAUUCUGCCUUGAGGUUCCUCUCUGGAUUCGGCAGGGCAACUAUAGGUACUUGCUCUCUUGUUUUGUCCACGGAGCUAGUGGGAAGAAAGUGGCGAGGACAAGUUGGGAUUAUUAGCUUCCUUUGUUUCACUUUUGGAUUUAUAUCUUUACCGGGGAUAGCGUUUUUAAAUAAAGGAAAUUCUUGGAGAGCUGUGUAUCUCUGGACUUGUAUCCCCGCUGUCGUGUAUACGAUUCUUGUACAUUUCUUUGUUCACGAAUCACCUAGGUGGCUUUAUUUGCGAGGAAAAAAGGGAGAAUUUGUUAAGACGCUGAAAACCAUCGCCAACCCAGCCACACGUAGCAAGUUAACUUCAAGCUUCUUUGAAACGUUAUUUACGGAUUUGGAAAGUAACAUGUCCGUGUUGGCGUCACAAGACUUGGAUCUCUACUCGGCUAUAAAAUUGUUGAUUGAAAAAGGAUGGGCUUUGCGUCGACUGCUGACGGUAGUGUUGAUUGGUUUUGGGGUUGGCAUGGUGUAUUAUGGCAUACCGUUAGGGGUUGGAGACUUAGGAUUUGAUAUCUACUUAAGCAUUACACUGAAUGCAUUAUCGGAGCUGCCAUCGUCUUUGAUCGCGUUCUUCCUAAUAGGGAAAAUGAAUCGGAAAGGGUCGCUCUUAGGAUUUUCCCUACUAAGUGGCAUAUGUAGCGUGGGUUGCGCAUUGGUGGAGGGGAGUGAGAGGUUGAAGUGGUUUCAAAUGGGGCUAGAAAUGCUGUCUUUUUUCAGUGCUUGUACGGCUUUUAAUUUUCUAUUGAUUUACACGUUGGAACUAUUUCCGACGUCUGUGAGGAACUGCGCAGUAUCAAUGGUGAGACAGUCACUAGUAGUUGGUGGUGCAUUGAGUCCGCUGCUUGUAGAACUUGGAAGGAACAACAGCUUAUUUUCUUAUGGGAUAUUUGGAGUGUGUAGCGCCACAUUUGGUUUGUUAACCGUGUGGUUGCCAGAGACUAAGGGCAGGCUACUUUGUGACACUAUGGACGAAGAGGAGCGCCUGCUGGACCGUAACAUUGACAUCCCUACCUCAAAUAGCAGUUAACGCUCAUGUUGUCAAUUUGUUGUGAUUCGACUAUUCGAGCCUUACUAAAGGCCAAGACAAAAUGGAAUAAGAUUACUUCAUCAA
Messenger RNA from Lycium ferocissimum, 1697 nucleotides. Its product is annotated as organic cation/carnitine transporter 3-like. Gene Ontology annotation, molecular function: transmembrane transporter activity. Gene Ontology annotation, biological process: transmembrane transport. The transcript is spliced from 2 exons. The record is from RefSeq and is a predicted model, not a curated record. NCBI's taxonomy places the organism in Eukaryota, Viridiplantae, Streptophyta, Magnoliopsida, Solanales, Solanaceae. Gene Ontology annotation, cellular component: membrane. The coding region runs from base 36 to 1613 and encodes 525 amino acids.